This is a messenger RNA of Wasmannia auropunctata (little fire ant), 8402 nucleotides long. RefSeq names its product microtubule-associated protein futsch (gene pps). Bases 432 to 7409 code for a protein of 2325 amino acids. The transcript has 16 exons. NCBI's taxonomy places the organism in Eukaryota, Metazoa, Arthropoda, Insecta, Hymenoptera, Formicidae. Gene Ontology annotation, molecular function: protein binding. The record is from RefSeq and is a predicted model, not a curated record. Gene Ontology annotation, biological process: DNA-templated transcription. Gene Ontology annotation, cellular component: nucleus.
UGCAAAUCAUAUGCGUGUGUAUGUAUAAUAUCCAUGUAUUGUAAUCGGCCGCCAAUUCGCGAAGAAUGGACGGUGCAAUGAAUCGUUGAAGCGGAUAUAGUGAAUGACCGAGCGGAAGGCUCUGAAUCAUAUCUUCGUUGUCGUCAUCAUUAUCAUCGAAAACUCGUUCGCGACCAACGGGUUGACGACGGCGAAGGAAGAUACGGAACGAUAUCGUUGCAGUGCUGGUGAUCGCUUCUUGUCACGACGACGACGACGGCGGCGCGGACUGUGAUGCGGAAACGCAACGUCUUUCCAUCAACACAGCCGUGCACUGCCCGAGAACGUAAUCGACGUCUUGAUACGCGGGAUAUGCUACUGAUUAACAGCGAGGUCAAUUUCGCGAAACUUUCAGCGAAUUUGUGAACAAUUUCGUGCUUAAGGCAGACAGAAUGUCUAGCUCAUAUGUCGUCGAGCCGCAAGAAAGUUCUGAAAAAAAGGAUGAUACAUUAAUCAUUGUUAUCAACGAUGAUGGGGUAAUAUCUGUUGAUCAGGCAACUCUACAAAACUUGAUAAUGAAUCAGUCAAGCGCUAAUGUUAGCGUAGUAAGAGUAGGCCAAGCUGACACAGAUACUGAAAAUGGAGAUAUAACUUUAACAGUAGAUCCACCAACAUUUGCUCAUUCUACAGCAAGCUCAGUAAGCGCCAAUGCUAGUACUGACCCAGGUGGAUUGGUAGAUCCUUUUAUGGAGAUGGAUCCAGAACAGUUGGAAAGAUUAGAAACAGCUCUGCAAAGUGAAGAGGCAAAGCAGAUACUUGGAGAAAAUGUCACUGCAAUGCUUGAUAUGUUAUCAAUAGAAGAGCUGCAGAAUACAAUGAGAUAUAAUAUACAGCUGGACCAUUGUUAUACAAGCAGAUUAUCACCUAGUGAUCCAAUACCAAGGGAUCCCUUACCAAUCGUUGAUGAUUUGUCUGAAUCCAAUGAUAUUCAAUAUAUACAUCAACCAUCUUCUCCUCGAAUAACUGUUAUGUCACCAUCCAUUAAUGAUGUGGACAAUGUUGGAAUUAAGAGCAAGAAUGUUGCAAAGAAUACAAAUAUAUCAUUACAAAGUAAACAGAUGAAUAGACCGCGAAUACGUAAAACGGCUGUUUCUACACCUACAAAUAUAACUGGUUUGUCUAGAGCUAAUACAAGCAUCAUUGGGACUCCUAAAUCGUCAGGACAUCAUUCAAUGUCAAGAAAUUUAACAAAUAUCCAACAAGGAACAAAAUUACAAGCCAAAAAUAAUAAGGAAGAAGAAGAUGAUGAAAUUACAGAAUCUACAGAGUCUUCGGAAUCAGAACCACCAUCUGAUAACGAUAACGAUUCAGACUUUGGUCCUCGUAGUUCCAAGAGAAGUAAUGCUAGGGCUCGAGGAGGACGAAAAGGUCUCACUACAAGGGGUGGUAGCAUGACAGCUGUUCGAAAGAGAGGUCAAAAUAAGCAAUUGGAUAUGGAACAGGUGCGACGAUUAGACAUGGAAAUGGCUGCUGCUGUUAAUGCAAUGAAAACUCCUGAAAAAGACGAUAAAUCGGAGAGAUUUAGUCCUACUAAGAGUAAGAGACAAAUCAAAACACUCGGUGGAAAGAAGAAGGAAGAAUUGCAAUUUACAGAAAUGUCUCAAUCUGUAUCUCAAGAAUCACCAUCAACAUAUGAGAAGCCACUACAAACAACAAAUCAAGUGAAAGCAAAUUUAAUUAAUGCCAAUAUGAUUAAGGGUGACAUGAUACUAACCAAACCUGGUCAAGGAAGAAGCACUCAGAAGGUUACUUUUAUUCAAAAACAAGUCCCGAUGAAACCGAACGAACUUAAAAAUAUCGGGCUUAAAAAGACUGUGUUGGUUUCUAAGGAAAAACUUAUAAAUCAAGCGGGCACAAAAUUUUUCACGACGAAAGAUGGGAAAUUGUUACAACUACCACUGGUGUCUAAAACACUAAGUCCGAUACAGAUUUCUCCAGUGAAGGCAGUACUGACACAAGCCGUGUCACAACAAUCUGUGACACAGCAACAGAAUGCAAGUCAAGGCUCGCCGACAGAUCAACAAUCGAAAACCAUUUUUUCGGUUGGCAAUACGCCAAUAAAAUUCAAGCCUAGUGAUACAAAGAGAGAAAAGAGAAAAUCUGACACUGCUAUAGAAAUUUUGAAGGGGGAUGAAAAUUCUACAAAAUCUAUAGAGAUCAAGGCGUUAGAUAAUGCGAAGAAACUUAAAAAAGAUAAUCGAAAAGCUCCAGGUUAUGUAGCAGAUACUCUAGGUCCCGCGCUCUUCUCAACACCGGAUAUAAUUCGACGUGUGGGUUCGAAUAGUGAUGGAAAAAUUGCAGAUAAUGCUGCAAUAGCUAUGACUCCAUCUACAUCUUUUGCAACAAUAGUAUCUACAGCUGGGCCGUCAACCGGUUCUAUUUCCACAGCAGUUUCAUUGAAUGUCGGCAUCUCUGCUGAUUCAAAUAUAAUGCAGAACACUUCUAAUCUUACUACUAAAAAAACAAUAUUUAAUAUUUCUGAACAGUCUGUCCAACCAGAGCCACAAUUAAAUUUCGAUGGAAGUAAUAGUAUAACACCAGGAAGCGAAAACGAACAAAAAUCAGAAACUAAGACACCUCUAACUGAAGAAUUGCAACCAUCGCUAGAUACAGGUGGGAUCGAAGGAGAAGAACAUUUAUUGGCUACUUUAGAAAUGGAAGCUAACAAACACGAAGAAGAACUACUUGCUGAAGCAUUAUUAUUACAAGAGGAACUUGGAGUCGAUUUGGCCGAACAUUCUACACUAGGUGAUCCCAGGCCACGAGUGAUACCAGAAUCAUUGGCAUCGGGUAGCAUGCUUAUGUCCACAUUAGUAUCACCAGAACAAGAUUCUAAAUCAGUAAAGGUAGCGCCAGCAGCACAAACAAAUGUUCCAAAAGAAACAAGCAAAAAAUCUUCGAAGGACAGUAAGGAGACGGUUCAAAUCAUUCGGGGCAAUCGUGUGAUUAAGUUACCACCUAUUGAAGCACCUGCCACUAGAAGUAAAAGAUUGCAAGCGAAAACUGAGAUGCCGCAGACAAAUCCCGAAUCGAAAAUAGAGAAACUUACUCAGGUACCAGUUCCGCAAUUAGUACAUAACAAGGAUGAGUUCAAAACGGGAAUGAAUGAAGAAGAAGAGGAAGAUGAUGAUGAUGAUGACGAGGACAAUUCAGAUUCAGAAGAUGAUCCAGAUCGAUUAUGGUGUAUCUGCAAACGGCCACAUAAUAACCGAUUUAUGAUAUGUUGUGAUGUCUGCGAAGACUGGUUCCAUGGAAAAUGUGUACAUGUCAGCAAAGCCAUGGGUCAACAAAUGGAGGAGAAAGGUAUAGAGUGGGUUUGUCCGAAUUGUCUAAGGAAGAAAGCCGAGGAAGAAAAAAUUAAGUUGAAUUUGCAAUCACUACCUGGAAAACAAAAAGCAAAAGUUGAAUCAGUAGAUGAAAAUUUAUCUUCGCAAACUAUAUUAUCAAAAGAAAUAUCUUCGUCGAGUUCUUCCAUCGACCACAGUACUGCUCUAGCUUCCAGCACAAUGCAAUGUGUUGUUUGCAAAAAGGAAGCCAGAAAUUCCAGUAUUUAUUGUUCAGAUGCAUGUAUUCUCGCACAUGCUCAGGAAACUUUAACCAAGGACAAACCCAUGCCAUCUGGAUCAAAUAUAAAGUCUACGAAAUCAUCUACGACAGAAACUAAGGCAAAAUCUGAAACUAGAGUAGUAGUCUUUGACAGAAAAAGUGGUAAAGUUCUUACUGGUGCAGAUGCUCCUCUGAGAUCCAAUUUGCGAACAUGGUUGAAAGAGAAUCCAACUUUUGAAAUAGUAGAAGCCAAUAAUAUCAACACACUUCAAAUAGGUGGAAAGCUCGUCACUCAAAUUCAAACCUCUGGAAAACCUACAAAAAUUACGCAAGCAUCUCCAGUUAAAGUGCAAAGUAUGCCAAAGAUGAUUUAUACAAAGGUGGUUGGCUCAAAACAAACUGUUUUAGCAACCAACAAGAAAAUUACAAUAAUUCCUGCUAUGCAACAACAAAGUGUAUCAUCGGGCAGUAAACCGACACAAUUGAAACAAACGAUAAUCACCACGACGCCAGGAAAGAGCUCUAAUGUAAUAUUAAAGACAUCAAAAAAUGUCACACAGACGCAAUUGAAAACCCAAACAGCAGGCUCACCGAAGCAAACGUCGAUUAAGAAGCAAGAAGUAAAGCCAUCACCAUCCCAAUUAAAGCAACAAACUAAAUUAACACCGGUAAAAAAGCCAGAAACGGAACCCAUACGAGUGAAUAUCCGAAAAACUCUAACGGAAUUACUAUCCAGUCGUAUAAAGGAAACUGAAGAUCUGAAACUAACUGACGAGGAGAUUGCCGAUUUGGCUUUCAACAUAGAACUUGAAAUGUACAAGUAUUUUAAGGACACUGGCUCUAAAUACAAAGCAAAGUAUAGGAGUCUCGUGUUUAAUAUAAAAGACACCAAGAAUCUCACGUUAUUUAGAAAGAUUGCGGAUCGCUCAUUAACGCCCGAUGCGGUGGUACGAUUAAGUCCAGAUGAGAUGGCCAGUCAGGAAUUGGCCGAAUGGCGCGAGAAAGAGACCAAGCAUCAACUGGAAAUGAUAAAAAAGAAUGAAUUGGAUUUGAUGGCUCAGGCUAAGUCAAUCGUCGUUAAGACUCAUAAAGGUGAACAGAUAAUCGAGAAUGAUGGUGGAAUCGAUCACGUUGAUCCUAAAACACCAGUGCAGGAUAUCGUUUCCGCGUUAAAUAACGGCGAUAAUAUAAGCUCCACGGUCGACGAUUUGGAAAAAGAUAAGGAUAAGGAUGAUAGACUAAAGGUACAAAUGGAAACAAAAAAAACCAAAAACACAGAUGAACGAAGGAGGAAAGAUAAGGACAGAGGAAGAGAGCGCGACAGUGCAAAAUCCAAAAGCAAAGAUCGACGGGAGAGAAGUCGCAGCCGGCAUCGCCAUAGUCGGGAUCGUAGCAAGACGCGAGACAAAAGUAAGGAGCGAAAAUCGAGCAGGAAUAAAGAGAGCAAACGCGACAAGGACAGAGAGAAGGAUAAAGAACGAGAUCGAAACAAAGAUCGGGAUAAGACGAGAAAGGAGAGCAGAGAGAGAGACCGGCAGAGAGAAAAAGACAGGCAAAAGAGUAAUGAUAAUCGUACAAGAAAUCGUAGCGGUAGUAGAGAAUCCAAGGAUGCCGAUAAACGGGAAGAAGAACGUAAAAAGGAAACAGAGAAGAAGAAAGAUAUAUCGCCACCACCUGUGGAAAAACCAAUAGAGGAUCGCCUCUGGCGGCACAUAGAAGAUGAGGCUACAACGAAUACGAUUGAUGGGAAUGAUUCCGAUAUAUCGGACAGAGAACCCAGUUCUACUGUCACGAUUAAGACGCCCGAUAUUAAUGAGGAAUCGGAGAGAGACAAAGAGCAGAUGACGGAUAAGGAAACAUCGGCGAAGGGCAAUUGGCAAACGGUUUGGCGUGGUUUUGUUAACAUGGUUGAUGUCGCUAAGUUCUUUAUAACAGCGCAGGAAGUAAGUGGCAACGCUAAAGAUCUUAUGGACGAUUUACCAGAUACUGUCGACGUUGUCGGUAGGAUUAGCCAUGAAACCGUUUGGGACUAUAUCUCAAAGAUGAAAAGGAGCGGUUCGAAGGAGAUUCUAGUCAUCCGAUUAACAGCUGCGAACGACGAAGAGAAGAUUCCCUAUAUAACUCUGUAUAGCUAUUUAAAUAGUAGAAGCCGUUUAGGCGUCGUGGGUAAUGUUUCUAAAAAUAUCAAGGACUUUUAUAUAAUGCCAUUCUCAAGUCAAAGUACGAUACCACCGGUUCUAAUGCCGCUUACGGGAUCUGGAUUUGAGGAACAUCGGCCACAUUUGCUUCUUGGCAUCAUAGUUCGCAACAAGAAGAAACGAUUGUCAGCUGUGCCGCCAGCAAUACCUUCGAAAACAUCCAAAACGUCCGACAGAAGUUACACUCCGCCGUUGGUCAGCGUGCCAAAAGAAAAGACCUUGUCGCCAUCACCGUCCUCGUCUCCCAUGUUGUAUAAAGCGACUGCGUUAGAUUCGAUGAAGGAGAAAGCAGCGACGGCGACGGCAGUGACGCAGAUGACUUUGGAUUCUUUGAACAAAGCGCACAUAGGUAUGUCGCGCGGCGUCAUAGACACCGCGACGAUAUGCAAGAUUGUGCCGGAAUUGUCGUCAAAAAUUGUCGACCUGACCUCAUCGCCCAGUAAAGUCACGUUGGAUGAUGACGGAGACGAGCCGUACAGUCCUGGCGAGAUGGACGACGAUAUGACCAAUCUGCAGACUACUGUCGACAGUGCUACCGGCAUCUUGUCUUCGUCCAGCAAGAACUCCACAGAAUUACAAAGAAAGAUGGACGAAUUAAAUCGGCAGAUUGAAGAGCAGAAGCAACAAAUCGAGGAACAGAGACAACAGAUACAGAGACAACAGAACAUUAGCUCGUCAUUUCUCGACGAAGCAACUCCCACUUUGCCGGGUUUGGGAUUAGAUCCGCCCACUGACGAUUGUGAGGAAGCUUACAGUCCAUCAAAUGUGCGGUCCUUCACGCCUCCGCCGCCUAUCUCCAAGUUCGCGCAGCCUAUCCUCGAUAAAGUCUCGGACAUCACUAUACCGCCAAAUUUACAGGAGAUCCUGGCGAAUGUCAAGCGGCAGGAGUCUUCUAAAGUGGAUCCUUAUCUUCCGUCUAAGCCUAGCGCGUCGUUCUUACCCACACUUUAUCCGAACCCGGAGAGAUAUUCGCCCUCUUCCAGGAUUAGUCAGUCAGAGAAAACGCCGCUAGAAGUCCCCAAGGAGAGCAAAAGCACAUUGAGUACUUUAAGCGACUUGGAUCUGAUUCGAAAAGCCGAAGAAGAGUUGGCAGCAGUCGCGGCAGCGACGGCAUCCGCAGUACCGGCGCCACCACCGUCUUCUUCCUCUUCAUCAUCAUCAUCGUCAUCGUCAUCAUCGUCAUCAUCCUCAUCAUCAUCAUCAUCAUCAUCAUUAUCGACAUCAUCAUCUUUACUCGUCUUAACGCCGCCACCCAUUGGCUCUAUAAGUGACGCACCGAUGUCGCCACCGCUGCAGGUUCUCUCUUCGUCACUUCCACUUCCUACGGAAUCUGCAUUGGAGGCAAAUAAAUCGUAUAAACCAAGUUCUUCAGAUGCUUUCAAGAAGAGUUUUACCCCCGAACAACCAAAGCCGCCCGGUCUUGAAGAUGAAGAUUUUCCCACUUUCCCGUCGACUCCGCCGACAAUAGACGUCUCUAAAAUGGCAGGCGCAUCCCACUCAAAAGUUUCAUCUAAAAGCGGUAUCGUGCUAAAUGUCAAGCGGAAAUUGAAUGACAGCGAUAACUUGCCGUCGCCCACUAGAUUACCGAGGACAAAAUCACGUUGGGGUCAAAGACCAUCCGAAUAAGACGAUUUAAUACUUGUGAUUUGCGAUUUGCAUUAAGGUGAUUUUUUGACAUGUCUUCUACAUCCGCUAAUGAAUGUCAUAUGCAAAGCGAAACUGUGUUUCUUUUGCGCAAAGAGGAAAGAAUGAGCCAAUAAAGCGAUAAAUUAUUAAGAAUUUUGCCGUAAUUUGUAACAUAAAUGUACAAGGUGAUCUUUGCGCGUGCGCAGAACUGUAAUCUUGUAUGCGAUGAAUGAAAAAGAAGUUUAUAUGCGUAGCAUGAGAGUGAAAAAAUAAGAGAGAGAAUGACGUUGUAAUGUAAAAUCUAGCUUAACAGUAGCGAAUUGUAUGCAUUUCCAUAAACGUUAGUUGAAAUAAGAUAAAGAAGGACACUGUAUAUUUUCAGUGAGAUCAAAUGUAGAGAUGCAAGAAAGGUUUCUUUACUAUUAAGAGUACUUACACUCUUAAGAAAGAAACAGCGAUACCGCAAGUGUAUGUUUCAUUGCUAGAGUUUUGUCCGCGAGGGAAUCCGGACAAUUGUACCCUUCCUCUCGUCGUAUUCUCCAUGUCUGCCGCUAAAACGAAUUCUCCAAGAAAAAAAAGUAUCUUCCAGAGCUUCGUGUUUAUCGACGAUAUUUUUCAAGUGUCAACAAGAAGGGCAAUUUUGAGGGGUAUCUAGAUAAGUCGAGUAUGUGUUCAUGUUAAAGCUAACGAUAUAUAAUGACGAUAAACGUGUAACUAUUAACAACACUGAUGUAUCCGCAGCUCAAUCUACAAUCACGGAAGGUAUGUGUAAAAAUGAUCGAGGUAUAAACCAUUUGUCGUACGACAUUUGCACACAUAUGCGUGCUUGAAUUGAUAGUGGAUAGUGCCGGAAAUACACAUAUUAUCCUUGUAAAUACCAAAGCAAAAAGGUGAACGAAACUCGGCGACUGUGAUUACAUCGCUUUCGUACAUGAUAUACGCAGUUUCUGCGCGUGAUGGGUACGUAUGUAUAAAUAUAUAUAUCCUGCGAAA